Messenger RNA from Xenopus laevis (African clawed frog), 16468 nucleotides. It is a transcript of the gene ank2.L, whose product is annotated as ankyrin-2. The transcript is spliced from 51 exons. NCBI's taxonomy places the organism in Eukaryota, Metazoa, Chordata, Amphibia, Anura, Pipidae. Bases 470 to 14275 code for a protein of 4601 amino acids. The record is from RefSeq and is a predicted model, not a curated record.
GGUGCUUGUGGAAUUCAAAAGAGCUCAGCCACCCCCACUGCCUUCACUGAGGUGGCUUCUUCCUGGCUUUAGUCAGAGGACACAGGCUGUGCUGAAGGGUCCCACAAGACCUUUUUGGUAGGGCGACGAGUUAAAGGCUGGACUGUCAGCCGGUCUCAAGCUUUGCCUUUAUUUAUAGGCAGUACAAAUCUGGAAGGAUGCCAGCCUGUUUUUAAUAUUUUGCAUAUCUCUUUUUAUAUAUUUUUGAAUGACACCUGCUGUAUGUCUGCACUUUAAGGGCACUGCUGUGCUCUCUUGAAUUGCGGGUGCCUACGAAGACCUUCCAUUUAUCACUGCAUUAGAGGAUACAGUGGGAAGCCCUGGCUGCAAAUCCUGGUUGGAAGAAGAAGCACACUAUAUAUAGACUUAUAUAUACAUAUAUUGGAUUUUUCUGGGCUAGGGUAUAGGAUCUGGUGGUUGUCUCCUCAAAAUGGCUCAUGCUGCUGCUUCUAUUAAAAAAGUGCGGGACCUGGAGCUGUCUUCCAUUGAUGAGAAGGAGAAAGAGAAAGAGAGGGAAAGGAAGAGGCGUAAGAUCUCUAGGGAACGUAUGGAUCGUAAGCGCAAGUCAGACAGCAAUGCAAGCUUCCUCAGAGCUGCACGAUCUGGCAAUUUGGACAAAGUUGUGGAGUACCUGAAAGGGGGCGUAGACAUCAAUACUUGUAACCAGAAUGGACUCAAUGCUCUCCACCUUGCUGCCAAAGAGGGCCAUAUUGACCUUGUGCAAGAAUUACUUGAAAGAAGAUCUGCAGUGGAUUCUGCAACCAAGAAAGGAAACACAGCUCUACACAUUGCCUCCUUGGCUGGACAAGCAGACGUGGUCAAAAUACUUGUCAAGCAAGGUGCUAACAUCAAUGCUCAGUCUCAGAAUGGCUUCACCCCUCUGUAUAUGGCGGCACAAGAGAACCACCUUGAUGUAGUCAAAUAUUUACUCGAAACUGGGGCCAACCAGAGCACUGCCACAGAGGAUGGAUUCACUCCUUUAGCUGUCGCAUUACAACAAGGACAUAACCAGGUGGUAGCUAUUCUUUUGGAGAACGAUACCAAGGGCAAGGUUAGACUUCCCGCUCUGCAUAUUGCAGCCAGAAAGGAUGACACAAAGUCUGCAGCCCUAUUGCUUCAGAAUGACCACAAUGCAGAUGUGCAGUCAAAGAUGAUGGUGAAUAGGACAACAGAGAGUGGUUUUACCCCACUUCAUAUAGCUGCACACUAUGGGAAUGUAAAUGUGGCCACGCUUUUGCUCAACAGAGGUGCUGCUGUGGACUUUACAGCCAGGAAUGGAAUUACCCCUCUGCAUGUUGCAUCCAAAAGAGGAAAUACAAAUAUGGUAAAACUUUUGUUGGAUCGUGGAGGACAAAUUGAUGCCAAAACAAGAGAUGGGCUUACUCCUUUACAUUGUGCAGCACGGAGUGGACAUGACCCGGUGGUAGAACUUCUUCUUGAAAGAGGAGCACCACUGCUUGCAAGGACUAAGAAUGGACUCUCCCCUCUUCACAUGGCUGCUCAGGGAGACCAUGUUGAGUGUGUCAAACAUCUGCUUCAGCACAAAGCUCCAGUUGAUGAUGUAACACUGGAUUACUUGACAUCACUGCAUGUUGCAGCUCACUGUGGACAUUAUCGAGUAACCAAACUGCUCCUCGACAAAAGGGCAAAUCCUAAUGCUCGUGCACUGAAUGGUUUUACUCCAUUGCACAUUGCUUGCAAGAAAAACCGUAUCAAAGUUAUGGAACUCCUAGUGAAAUAUGGGGCUUCAAUCCAAGCUAUAACAGAGUCUGGUCUCACUCCAAUACAUGUGGCCGCAUUCAUGGGUCACUUGAACAUAGUCCUCCUUCUGCUGCAGAAUGGAGCCUCUCCAGAUGUCACUAACAUUCGUGGAGAAACAGCACUUCACAUGGCUGCACGUGCUGGACAAGUAGAAGUGGUCCGUUGCCUCCUGAGAAAUGGUGCCCUUGUAGAUGCCAGAGCCAGGGAGGAGCAGACACCUCUGCACAUUGCCUCUCGUUUGGGCAAAACAGAAAUUGUCCAGCUGUUACUUCAACACAUGGCUCACCCAGAUGCUGCAACAACAAACGGCUAUACACCACUUCAUAUAUCUGCGAGGGAAGGGCAAGUUGACGUAGCAUCAGUCUUGCUGGAGGCUGGUGCUGCGCAUUCAUUGGCUACCAAGAAGGGAUUUACACCGCUACAUGUGGCAGCAAAACAUGGAAGCCUAGAUGUGGCCAAAUUACUCUUGCAGCGUCGGGCCCUUCCUGAUGCAGCAGGAAAGAAUGGUCUCACGCCACUCCAUGUUGCUGCUCACUAUGACAAUCAGAAGGUGGCGCUGCUGUUACUGGAAAAGGGCGCUUCCUCUCAAGUCACUGCUAAGAAUGGCUACACCCCACUGCACAUUGCUGCCAAGAAGAACCAAAUGCAGAUAGCUACAACACUUCUAAACUAUGGAGCAGAGACCAACAUUCUGACCAAUCAGGGAGUGACACCACUUCACCUUGCAGCCCAGGAGGGACAUGCUGAUUUGGUAACACUGCUGCUGAAUAAGAAGGCCAACAUUCAUGUCGGAACUAAGAAUGGACUGACACCGCUGCACCUCGCAGCCCAGGAGGACAAGGUGACUGUAGCAGAAAUAUUGUCAAAGAAUGGGGCCAAACUUGAUGCUCAAACUAAGCUGGGUUACACACCGCUAAUUGUGGCUUGUCACUAUGGAAACAUAAAGAUGGUGAACUUCCUUCUAAACCAUGGAGCAAGUGUCAAUGCUAAAACCAAGAAUGGCUAUACGCCAUUGCAUCAAGCUGCUCAGCAGGGGCAUACCCACAUUAUAAACGUUCUACUGCAGCAUGGUGCCAAGCCCAACGUUACAACUGCAAAUGGCAACACUGCCCUGGCGAUUGCUAGACGUCUGGGAUAUAUCUCUGUGGUGGAUACUUUGAAGGUUGUUACAGAAGAGAUUGUCACUACAACUACGACUGUGACAGAGAAACACAAGCUUAAUGUGCCUGAGACAAUGACAGAAGUUCUGGAUGUUUCUGAUGAGGAAGGAGAUGAUACAAUGACGGGAGAUGGUGGCGAGUACCUACGACCUGAGGAUUUAAAAGAACUUGGAGACGAUUCAUUGCCAGGCAGUCACUAUUUGGACGGAAUGAACUAUCUAAGGUACAGCUUGGAAGGAGGACGCUCAGACAGCAUUAUGCCUAGCCUGCGAUCCUUCAGUUCAGACAGGUCCCAUUCCGUGAGCCAUACAUCUUACCUUAGGGGAAGUGCCCUGAUAGAUGACACCGUUAUCCUCCCAAAGGAACAGGUUUCAUAUUUAACACACACAGACCCAAACGCCUACCGAUUUAGCUGGGGGGCCGACAAUCUAGACAAUAUUGCACUGUCUUCUAGCCCAAUUCAUUCCGGCCACAUGUCUCCUUGUUUUGACCGAGACAACAGCAGUUUCCUAGUUAGUUUCAUGGUGGAUGCCCGUGGAGGUGCCAUGAGAGGCUGUAGGCACAAUGGACUGAGAAUAAUGAUUCCAUCUCGGAAAUGCACUGCCCCAACAAGAGUAACCUGUCGCUUAGUAAAACGCCAUCGACUGGCAACUAUGCCCCCUAUGGUGGAAGGAGAAGGAUUAGCCAGUCGUCUAAUUGAAGUUGGCCCUUCUGGGGCUCAGUUCCUUGGUAAGCUACACCUUCCUACGGCCCCUCCCCCUCUAAAUGAGGGAGAAAGCUUGGUCAGUCGAAUCCUUCAACUGGGACCUCCUGGGACCAAAUUUCUUGGCCCUGUAAUAGUGGAAAUCCCACAUUUUGCGGCUCUGAGAGGAAAAGAGAGAGAACUUGUGAUACUUCGCAGUGAGAAUGGAGACAACUGGAAAGAACACUUUUGUGAAUUUACAGAGGAUGAGCUUAAUGAGAUACUCAAUGGCAUGGAUGAAGUCCUGGAUUCUAAUGAGGAACUUGAAAAGAAGCGCAUUUGCCGUAUUAUCACCAGGGACUUUCCACAGUAUUUUGCAGUGGUGUCCCGUGUAAAACAGGAUAACAACCUUAUUGGACCUGAGGGUGGAAUUCUGAGCAGCACUGUUGUCCCUCAAGUACAAGCAGUCUUUCCAGAAGGUGCCCUCACAAAAAGAAUCCGUGUUGGUCUUCAGGCUCAGCCAGUGAUCGUAGACCUUAUAAAGAAGAUUUUAGGCAACAAAGCCACUUUCAGUCCUAUAGUUACUUUGGAACCUAGAAGAAGGAAGUUCCACAAGCCAAUAACCAUGACAAUCCCUGUACCAAAAGCCUCCAGUGAGGCAAUGCAAAAUGGAUAUGGAGGGGAUACCCCUACAUUAAGAUUACUAUGCAGUAUAACUGGUGGUACCACUCCUGCACAAUGGGAAGAUAUCACUGGAACAACUCCUCUUACAUUCAUUAAUGAAUGUGUGUCUUUUACUACUAAUGUAUCAGCCAGGUUCUGGUUAAUAGACUGCCGACAAAUCCAGGAGUCUGUUACUUUUGCUGGCCAAGUGUAUAGAGAAAUUAUAUGUGUGCCAUACAUGGCCAAAUUUGUUGUAUUUGCCAAAUCCCAAGAUCCCAUUGAAGCCCGCCUGCGAUGCUUUUGCAUGACUGAUGACAAAGUGGACAAGACAUUAGAACAGCAGGAGAAUUUUGCAGAGGUUGCCAGAAGCAGAGACGUAGAGGUGCUUGAAGGAAAACCUAUCUAUGUAGACUGUUUUGGCAAUUUGGUACCAUUAACAAAGAGUGGCCAACAUCAUAUAUUUAGCUUCUAUGCCUUUAAAGAAAACCGUCUACCAUUAUUCGUUAAGGUGCGAGAUACCACUCAGGAACCUUGUGGACGCCUGUCAUUCAUGAAGGAGCCAAAAUCUACAAGAGGCCUUGUAUACCAAGCCAUUUGCAAUCUGAAUAUUACAUUGCCACUUUAUAAUAAGGAAUCAGACUCAGACCAAGAACCAGAGGAUGAGGGGACGAUAACAUCAGAAAAAAAUGAUGACGAGACAGAAUCCACAGAAACUUCCAUUCUGAAAAGCCAUCUUGUUAAUGAUGUGCCAGUUCUAGCAAGCCCAGAUUUGCUGUCUGAAGUGUGUGAGAUGAAGCAAGACUUGAUUAAAAUGACUGCAAUUUUGACUACAGACUCUGCUCAGAAGGCCGGCUCUCUCAAAGCAAAAAAUAUUGACAAAGGAGACGAGGAUCCAGGAGAACCUUUUGAAAUUGUUGAAAGGGUGAAAGAAGAUCUUGAGAAGGUUAAUAAAAUCUUAAGAACUGGAACCUAUACUAAGGAAGAAUCAUUUAUUGAGGGAGUCCAAGCUUUGUGGCCUUACAAAAAAGAAGAAGAAUGGGUCAUUCUUAGUGAGGAAGAAGUCCAAGAGGCUAAAUUAAAUGCACAUCUUGAAAUUGAGGAAACACCAUGUAUAGAAGUUAUAAUUGACAGAGGUGAAAAGAAAAAGAUAAAAUCUGAUCAGACAGAAAUUGUGAAAUAUCUCACAAAUGACUUAAAUACCUAUAUCCCUGGCCAUGAAGUAAUAAUAAAAAGUCAAAUGCAAAGAAAAGAACAACGCAAAAUACCUUUAGAGAUUAAAAAACCUAUUAGACGAAAAUUAAAGGAAAGGCAGAAAGAAGAAGAAAGACAAGGACUAACAAAAUUUAGUUCAGAAGAAUCAUUAGAUGAUGAAAUAGGUCCACUGACAACUGCUGUUACCAAUGCUAAAGAUGUAUCACCUUCAGUUGAGGAAACACCUAUUGGAUCAAUAAAAGAUAAAGUUAAAGUGCUUCAAAAACAAGUUGAGGAAGAGCAAAAAGUAUUACAAGAUGAAAUAGGUCUUAUUGCAACUACAAUUACAGAUGCCAAGAAAGUAUCACCUGUAAUUGAGGAGACACCUAUUGGAUCAAUAAAAGAUAAAGUCAAAGCUCUUCAAAGACAAGUUGAUGAAGAGCAAAAGGCAUUAGAUGGUAAAAUAGGUUUUAAUGUAUCUUCUGUUACAGAUGCAAAGAACACAUCAUCUGUAACUGAGGAGACACCAAUUAGAUCCAUAAAAGAUAAAGUUAAAGCUCUUCAAAGACAAGUUGACUCAGAGCAAAAUAUAUUCAAUGAUGAACUAUAUAUUACUGUAACGGAUGUUACAGAUGCUCCUGAAGUGUCAUCUGUCAUUGAGGAGACACCAAUUGGAUCAAUAAAAGAUAAAGUGAAAGCACUUCAAAAACAAGUUGAGGAAGAGCAAAAAGUAUUACAAGAUGAAAUAGGUCUUAUUGCAACUACUUUUGCAGAUGAUGAGGAAAUUGAGGAGACUCCAAUUAGAUCAAUUAAAGAUAAGGUUCAAGCUCUCCAGACUGAGGUUGAUGAAGAUAAAGAUGAUGGAACAGGUCUUACUACAACUGCAAUUGCAGAUGCUAAGAGAGUAUCACCUGUGAUUGAAGAGACACCAAUUGGAUCAAUAAAAGAUAAGGUAAAAGCUCUUCAAAAACGAGUUGAGGAAGAACAAAAACCUCUUUCAAGUAAAUCAAGUAAAGUACAAAAACAUGCUUCUUUUGACUGUGUUACUGAGCAAAAAGUUCAGAGAAGCAAACCUACUAUUUCCCCCUCUGCUAAAACAGAAAGACUGGAAGAGACUAUGUCUGUUCGGGAACUAAUGAAAGCAUUCCAAUCAGGUUAUGAUCCUUCAAAGGCAAGAUCUGGACUUUUUGAACAUAAAACUGUAAAAUCUACAAUUCAAUUAUGUGAAGACGAACAGAGGGAAUCACUUAAAGCAUGCACAUUCCAAGAUUCCAAGGAUUCCAGUAAUAUUAAAGAAGAGAUACAUAUUGAAUAUUCAGAAAAAGAGACAGAAGUAAGACACUGGGAAAAUGAAGAGCUAAUGCAAACAGAAACUACUGCUUUAGAGUUAGACUCAACAAAAGAGGAGUUCAACACUACUGAAAAUACAUCAGAACAUAGAGUGAGACAGGUAUGCGAGUUAUCUGAAUCUAUUUGUUCAAUAUAUAAUGAAGAACGUGCCAAACAACAUAAGGUAAGAACAAGCAGUAGCGACCAGGAUGUGGAUCCACAGAUUAGUCCAGAUAGAAAAACAUCCACAGAUUUUUCUGAAGUUAUUAAAGAAGAACUUGAGGAUAAUGACAGAUAUUUACAGUUCAAACUUCUUACAGAAACGGAAGGCGCUCAGUUAAAUUUAGAUCAAGUUCUAAUUAGUCCCUUCAAUGUUACAUUUCCCUCUGACUACGAGACAGGGGGAUUUUUACCAGGUUUACAAGUACGAGGUGAUACAUUUGAUGAUAGUUCAGAUAGCCUUAAACAUGAGGGAGUAGCAGAUUCUCCUGGCAGUUUGUUGGAUGGAACCCCUCAGAUCAGUUCUGAGGAUAGCUUGAAACAUGAAGGUCUAGCUGAAACUCCAGGGACAAGCCCUGAAAGCCUUUCAUGCUCCCCUAAAAAAUCAAACGAACAGACUGAUGAAGGAUUAAAUACAUCUCCAAAUACAGUAUCAAAGCCAAGUUCAACAUUUGAUGAUCAUGAUCAACUGCUGCAACUGCAAAUAUUGGAAAAUGAGUCUAAAGAUGGUCAAACAGAAAUGUCAAGUACUAUAAAAAACAUCUAUACAGAUAAGCCUUUUGCAGAAUGUAUUGAAGUAACAGAAAUGAAUAAAGAUAGAAAUGAACAUUAUGUUACAUUUAAAGGACACCAAAUACUGGAACUUGUUCUCUCUAGUCAAAAUGAAGAACCUAGUAGUCCAGUAGCAGAUGAGUCAAGUGCAAUUAGUCAUAAAGAUUCUUUGGAAUCAAGUCCAGUGAUAGAAGACAACUCUUCACACAAAACCCCAGAUUCUUUAGAGCCAAGCCCAACAAAGGAAUCUCCAUGCCGUGAUUCCCUUGAAAGCAGUCCCGUAGAGCACAAAUUUGGCAUUUUGUUAAACUCAGCUGCUCAUCAUGCUAGUCUGAAAUCUGAUUUGACCACAGAGGUAACAUCAUUGCGCUCCAGAAUUCUCAGGGACCCAGAUGGAAGUGCUGAGGAUGAUAGUGUAGAACAAACAUCACUUAUGGAAAGUUCAGGAAAAAGCCCACUUUCUCCUGACACUCCAAGUUCUGAAGAAAUAAGUUAUGAAGUCACCCCAAAAUCACAAGAUUUACAGGCAUUUUCUAUGCUUCCAAAGCCAGGGACAAUUCCAGAAGUUGCUGAAGAAGUAGAAGAGGAUUCAGAAAGGGAACCAAAGAGAAGAUUUACACCAGAAGAAGAAAUGUUCAAAAUGGUCACAAAGAUCAAAAUGUUUGAUGAACUUGAACAAGAAGCAAAGCAGAAGAGAGAAUGCAAAAAGGAGUCAAGGCAUGAUGAAAGUACAUCAUCUGACUUAAGCAAUUCAAAUGGAGAUGAUUUAGAAGGAGCUGAUAUAAAAUUAGUACAAAAUAAUGAUGUAAACAUUGUAGUCAUGGCAGUAGAAAGCAGAAAAAGUUCUUCAUCUUCAGAAAGUGAACCUGAAUUAACUCAACUGAAAAAAGGAGCAGACUCUGGACUCUUGAUGGAUCCUGUAAUCAGAGUUCAACCUCCCUCACCAUACGCACCCAGUUCUAGCUCAAGCCCCGAAGACACAGCCUUUCAACCAAUUGCAGAAGACAGCCAACAAAGUUAUGUUAGCACUAUAGAUAGAAAUCUGGAAGAUGUAAACACUCACGGAACCUUACCUUUUUCAAAUGAGGGUGCCAUGACUAUUACACCUAGUUCAGCUGAUAUAGAGGAAAGACAGAUGGAGGGUGUAGAAAACAGAGAGCCAGUAAGCCCGAAUGGACCAGCAUAUACUUCAUAUUUAACAGAGGUGGAGGAGAGGCCAGAAGAGAAAAUUGAUUUUCUUCAUAGUAAAUCACCUGAAGGUGAUGGCGAUUUAUCUUCCAGUACACAGGAUUCUUGCAGUGCAGUCAAGAGUAAACAAACAUGUGAUAAUAUAAAAGAUCAAGAAGAUGGAAGCCAAUAUUUUUCAAGUGAAAACAAGUCAGAAAGCAGUAGAGUAGUACUUAAAAGUAUUGGGUCUGCUACAGAUUUAACUGAUGAUAAGAAGAACUAUGAGGAAAUUGUUGGUUUGGAAUGCAUGUCAUCUAGUGAAUUUAUAUCUUCCAAUGCAAAGAUUGGUUCCCAUCAUAGUGAAUUAGAUUAUAAUGUGGAAAAUAUAGCUUUUCAUGAUAUUACAAAUCAGACCGCACAGCACUCUUUCAAAGUUGAGAAUCAAGAAAAAUGUAGUGGGUCUAUAGAAAGAGAACAGGAACAUUUAAAAAAUGUACAGCCUUCAGUUGAUGAAAACCUGAGUAUCCCUUUCAGUGUAGACAAAAUAGAUGAUGUGCUGAUGGAGAGUACUGAUGAAAGUGAGCUAGAAAGCCCAAAUGGGCAAGGAACUACAAGUAUUUUUAAAACUUCAUGUUUAACUGAUGGCGAAGAAAGACAGGAAAAGGUUGUGAAGGAUAUGUUACCUGUUUUUCAUCAUACUGAAUCCUUUGAAGAGGAAGUUGGUUUAGAAUGUGUACCGGAUAUUGACAUAUCUCCAAGCAUACUUGAUACUUUUCAAUCAGAAGAGUAUCACCUUAAGUGUGCUGAUACCGUAGAAACUGAACUGGAGGGUUAUAACAAAGAUAUUUCAUUUCAACCUCAUGAUAAUGAAGUCACAGAAAAGAAUGUAGAGACCAAGCUACAUGAUUUCCAUCACAGAGAACCAUCUGAAGAAGAAAUUAGCUUGGAAUUUAGACCGCCUCAUAAUCUUAUAUCUCCCAAUGCACAAGAUUCUUACAAAGGAGAAGAAAGUGAACGAACAUUUUAUGGCACUUUAGAGACAGAACAGGAAGAUCAGGAUCAUUUCAGUAUUUCUGCCAAUACAAAUGUAUCAGAUAAAGUGCAGACAGAAAGUGCAUGUGAAAGUUUGCCCAAAAGCCCAGAUGAACUAAAACUGAAGAGUAAUGUAUCUAUUACACACUUAACUGAUUAUGAGGAAACCAUUAAGAAAGUGGAAGACAUACCAAGUGAUAUACCUGAAGAUCAUAUUGGGGUGAAAUAUAUACACCCUUAUGAUAUUGCAUCUCCCAUUGUACAUGAGGCAGAAGAAAGUCAACAGAAAUGUUAUGACACUAAAAAAACAGAAGAGGAAGAUAUUAAAAUGCAUUUUCCAACUGAUGAAAUCAAAAGUACUCCCUAUAAUGAUGAUGAUGAUGAUGAUGUGCAAAUGGAGAGUGCAGAUGAAAAUGAGCUGGAAAGCCCUAAUGGACCAGUAAUGAACACUAAUGUAUAUACUACAGAUGUAAUUGAGGAUAACGAGAGACUGGAAAAAAAAGUGGAGACCAUGUCACAUGAUUUCCAUCAUAGGGAAUUAUCCGAAGAAAAUAUUGAUCUUGAAUGUAUACAUCCCCAUGAAUUUACAACUCCAGGUGUAGAAAUUUUUCAGGAACAUUAUACCACUAAGUGCCUAGAACAUAUUUCAGACAACAAUAUUAUACAAACAACUGAAGGUGAUAGUUCUUCUUUGAUAUCACCAGUUAAAAGUGAUUGCAUAGAAACUGAAAAUACAUGUGAUACAUUACAUUCUGUAAUUCCAAGUGUUGGUUUUCUGUCUUCCUCAAUGCCUUUUCAAAACAUGGAGAAUAACAUAGCAUUGGAUAGUACAGCAGAGGUUGAAAGCAGCACUUGUGAUCCAGCAGUAAUAAGUCCAUAUGAAAAUGUUCCGUUAGGCCAUUUUUUCAACAGUCAAGAUAUUUUGCUAGAGACAGAGGAAAAACAAAAUAUAUCUUCAACCCUCAUAGACACUGAAAGAAAAGUGUCUAUUUCACAAACAAAUAGUGAUAUUUUUGGUGAAGAAGAAAGCGAUAACCGUUCAGCAGAUCUUUUGGAGUCCAACACAAAACAUACAUCUUGGUGUUCAUCAGCUAGUAGUGAAGUAGAUGAAAGUUGUCCCAGAGCUGAAGUAUCAAGUAAUACAUCAGAUGAUCAGUUUAGCAAAAUAAUCAUAACAAGACCUGAUGCUGACUCUUCUUCUUGGAGCUGUAUAAGAGAAGAUGAUGAAGCUUUUGAGGCAAGAGUAAAAGAAGAAGAACAAAAAAUAUUUGGUCUAAUGCCAGACAAACAGUCCCAGGGCACAACUCCUGAUACCACUCCUGCACGUUCACCCACAGAAGAUGGUACACCAACUAAUGAACAAAAUCCUUUUUUGUUUCAAGAAGGAAAGCUUUUUGAAAUGACUCGUAGUGGAGCUAUUGAUAUGACCAAAAGGAACUAUGUAGAUGAAAGCUUCCACUUUUUCCAGAUAGGUGAGAAUUGUGGUCAAGAGGCCAUAAUUGAAGAAAUCAAAGAGGAGAGUGGGGAUGAGGAGUCAGUGAACCCUGAUGGUUUUUCAAAUCUAUUAGCUUCUGAAGACUUUGAUAAUGAAUCUGAGGAGCUACAAGGCACUUGUAAAACCUUGUGUGAUACUGAUCUUAAUACUGAUGAGUUAGACUUAGCAGCAGUUGAUGAUAAUGACAGAGAAGAAACAAGGGCAGAUCGAAAAUCUAGAAUUCCCAUUAAAAUAGGAAUUACUGCCUCUACAGCAACAUCCAAACAAUUUGAUUCAGAGAUUCCUCUUAGUGAGGAGCAGUUAACAUUCAGUAGUUUACAUGACUCAUCCCCUUCACCACCUGAAAAAUGUGUUGUAAAUCUGCAAAUUGAUUUUACGCCUUUUGCUAAAUUGGAGUGCCCUGAGCGUGGUCAUUCUCCUGAUUCUUCACCAGAAGAACAAAAGUCAGUUAUUGAAAUCCCAACAGCCAUUAUGGAAUGUGGUUCCUCUGCUUCAGUGAGAUCAAAAAUCCCUGUAAGAUCUGUAUCAGAAGAGCCCUCGCAUACAUUCAAUAUUGGCAAUGCAUCCUGUUGUCCAGCUAAUGAUAUUUCUUUGGAAGAUCAAAAGCCAAAAUCAAAGAUUCCUGUCAAAGCAUCCUUACCAAAAGCAGAUCAACAUUUUCCAUUCACAGAUACAUCAAGUCUUAAAAUGUUAGAAGUUAAUAGUAAGUUGCCUUUAAAACAAGACAGAAGCAAAUCUGAAUCUGACUCGCGCUCAUCUUUUGAUGUGAAAACCGCGCCGUCUGUGAAAACUAGAAGUUGUACAGAGACUUUUUUUGAGAGCACUGAAAAAUCAACUUGCUUCUUUGAAGAAGAAACAAGUGAAGCAACUAAACCAAAGUCAUAUUCUUCUAGAUUACCAGUUAAGGCAAGGAAUAUAUCUGCCUCCCAAAUAAAAACCAGUACCUCAACUGAGGAUCAAGAACAGUUUUUUGAAAUAUAUAAAAACUCCAUUGACUUUUUUGAAGAGAUAAGUGAUGAAGCUUCAAAGCUGGUUGAUAGAAUUCAACAAGCAGAAAGGGAGCAAGAACCUAUAUCUGAUGAUGAGAGUAGUGCCUUUGAAAUCUCAGUGAUUGAAAAUUUUCCAGCACCUGGAUCUCAGCAGUCUGUUCCUGAAGAUCUAUUUGACACAAGGCCCAUAUGGGAUGAGUCUAUUGAGACUCAAAUUGAGCGCAUCCCUGAUGAUCAUAGCCAUGAUAAUUUUCAAGUAGAUUUCCAAGAAGAUGGCAGAACAGAGGAAAGGCUUGCACAUAUUGCUGAUCACCUAGGCUUCAGCUGGACAGAGCUAGCAAAAGAACUGGACUUUACAGAGGAACAAAUUCAACAAAUACGAGUUGAAAACCCCAAUUCAUUACAGGACCAGAGCCAUGCACUGCUAAAGUAUUGGUUGGAAAGAGAUGGAAGACAUGCCACGGAUAUCAGUUUAAAUCAGUGCCUCACUAACAUUAAUCGAAUGGAUAUUGUUCAUCUCAUGGAGACAAGUAUCCAGGAGCCUCCAGGUGGUCGCGCCAACCGCACAUAUGCAGACAUAGAACAGUCACUCACCAUGGACCGUAGUGAAGGUUUUUCUGCGAUUCAGGAUGAAUUUGGUAGUCCCCAGAAAAAGAUAACUGUUGAUAAUCGCACAGCACCAGAGAGCGAGAGAGCUGGACCUCCACCUUUGGUGUCUGAGGAGGACAUUUCAAUCAGUUACUCAUCCUUCCAUGAAAGCUCCUCCAAGCCUGAGGAUGACAAGUCUGUUGUUGAAAUACUCCGUCUAUUGCAGAAAGAGAAAGUGGAAGCAGAGUUCACAAGGGAACAAGAGGAAUUAUCAGGGGCAUUAUCUUCAGAACAACAACAAGAAUAUUAUGACGCAUCCCCACUUGUAGAGACUGUAUCGUCGCCUGUGGAAGCUCAAGAAUUUCUCUCUCACUCACAAGUUUCUCAGUCUCCCCAAGAAACACCAGAACCAGAGACAUUUGACCACCCUCAUCUUUACACUCCGGUAUCUGAUCAGCAUAGUGAUAGUCCUGUUGUGCAAGAACCAUCAGAAUCAUCAGAACAGGAAGACCAAUAUGCAAGUGGAAGUGACCUCUUUAUAGCUGAUUCAUCAGAUGAGCAACCAGACAAAACCAAAAGGACUGAAUAUAGGUCUUUGGAAUCAUUUGAAAAGGAGCUAGCAGAGGAACUAGGUGAGCUAGAGACCAACUCAGAUGAGGAGGAGAUGGUAACAACCAGGGUCGUUCGCCGCCGUGUGAUUAUUCAGGCGGACAAUAUGCCUGACAUUCUCCCUGAGACUGUGACUGAAGAGCAGUACACUGAUGAGCAUGGUCAUAUUGUAGUCAAAAAGGUCACUCGGAAAAUCAUCAGAAGAUUUGUUUUACCAGAUGGCACAGAAAAAGAGGAGGUGGUGGUGCAAGGAGGGAAACAGGAUCCAGUGACAAUAGAAGAAGGAGACAGUUUUUCUAAAGUUCUGAAACGUACAGUAGUAGAGAGUGACACUGAGCAGUCUGAGAUUGCAUUCUCUGAACCCAGAGUUUUAACAUCAGACUUUGAAACUGAGCAAGUAGAGGGGCGCAAGGUCAGCAAAGUAAUAAAGACUACCACGGUUCAUGGAGAAAGAAUGGAAAAAUGUGUUGGGGAUCCUAGUUUAGCAUCUGACUUGCCAUCAGCCAAAGAUGACUUUGAACAGGCCUUAAGCUAUGUGGGCGGAGAUGUUAAAUGUAACCUGCCCAUUUUAGAGGAAAAAGAGAUUAUUAAGGAGGAUGGAUCUGUAAUAAAAAGGACAAUGAUGAAUAAAGCCAGAACUCAGAAGAGGACUGUGGUGAAGGACCAGCAUGGGAAACAUGUUUUUGUUGAGCAGCUGGAGGAUGUUCCUGAAGUGCAACACAAGGAUGACCUCCAGAAUGACCUACAACAACUCCUCAACCGCUUCUGUGGGGAAGACUGGAAGAAAGAGGCCGAAUGAAUGGCUGUCACACCUACUUUAAUACAUAUCCAUAGCUAUGCUCAAGUUGCAUUUUCUUCUCUACUGAAGGGCCAUGGGUAUUGGAAGCCCAAUUCAACACUGACACUUUGGUUCCGCACAUAUAGCUGAAAGGAUUUUUGUUGCGUGUCUGUAAAUGCUACAAUUAUUUGUGACCAAAGAUAGCAUCCUUAUUUUUUGGAUGGUAUAUCCAUUAUACUCACAUUUUUAUUUGGGGCCUUUUGUCCCUUUUCUCAAACAUGCAGACGUCAUACCACAGGCCUCUUCAUAGUGAAUGCAAAGGCAACGUUAAAGAUGGACGGACCAUGCCAUGUUCAUAUACAUAGCUGAGGAACUUGGCUUUCCUGGACUGCAAAUCAUAAUUAUGCUUUGUUUCAUAGAACACAAUGAAGUGAGUGAGGGAAAUUCUUUGGAAGACAUCACGUCUUGCCCUGGUCACCUCAAUUUUGCAAGGGAAGAAACCAAUCUAAGAAGUGCAUGUAUCACAUGAAGGUGCUCUGAAAUGACUUCACAGUCUAAACCAUCUAAAUAAACGAAAUAUUUGUUAAACUAUUAAGAGGAAUCUAAUUAGAUAACCAAUAUGCUAGCUGCUUAUGUAAAGGCAUAUAUACACAUUUAAAUAUUCUAGAUUUGACAAAUGACAAGCACUACUGUACAACUACCAAGCUCUUUGAAACAGGCAGUUGAUGCUGCUCAGUGAUUGCAGCCCGCUGUUUGGUGAAUGGAUAAUGUACCAAGGUCCCCAGUUUGAAUGGAUAGGCAUCCAAGUGGCAGUCAAAAGAUCCUGCACAACCUCUAGUUGAAGAUCUAGUCUUAUGGUAGUCACAGUCUAGAAUCUAAUCAGCAGAUCACUGUGGUCUCGGUUCUAGGCAUCAGGUAUUCAGACUGAUGUAAGUAGAGCAGUUAUUUGGUAGCAGCAAUGUUUUGGCAGACCACAUUGUCUUACUACUAGCGGGAAAGUCUGGUGGCAGAAGGACUGUAAAUAUUGUAAUGGAGAAGACAUUUCCCCAGUUUCCAUAAAAAGAGAAAUGAUUUAACUCACUGUGUUUUAUCAGGAUUUCCUCUGGCACAUGCAUGUGGCAUUAAAACAAGAAAUGAAUUCCUAUAAUCCCGUGUGGAGCUUGUUAACCCCUUUUUAGCACUAAGCAGGUUUCACUGUUAAACCCCUUCCUAUUUGUGCAUCUCACCCCCCCCCCCCAUAUGCAGGUUUUGGUCUUGCUCUUUUUUUUAAUGUUUUUAUGUCUCCGAACCAAUCCUUUUCAAUCUAUGAUAGCAUUUAUGCACUUUUUUUUUUUAAAGAAGGGAUUAUAAAAAAAGGAAAUAUUUUUUUGUCUUCUGUACUUUAUUUUACUUCUGAUUUGAACUCUGUAGCCUUUUAACAUACAAAGAAAUAUAUAUAUAAAUAUAUAAAUAUGUAUAAGCACUAUACAUUUUGAACCCACUUAUUUAAUGUAAGUAUAGAUUGGUUAUCAAAGCAGAACAAACUAUUCACGUAACCAUCUAGAUGUUGCUAAUUUAUAAAUAAAACAAAAAAGAAAAAAGAAAUUAGGUCUUUUGUUAGGAAGUAAGCAGAACGACCCCCACAGUCCGAUGAAUGUCAGUUCUGUACAUGGGAAAAGUACACACUUUUUUUAAAAAUCCUUGGAUUUGUUUAAAGAUAGACCUACUGUGUAGCAUCACUUUAUUCUUUAAGAAAUAUUACUUUUUCAGAAAGCAAGAUGAGCUAAACGGAUACCUUCUCCAACAAAGUAGUGGCCCAGCUUUGUACCCAAAAGAGCUCUGAUAAGUUACAUGGAAAUUCCUGUAUACUAGUGACGGGGCCAAAGGAUACUUCCCAUCAUGCCUCUCUCAUGGCCCACAAUAGCCUUGGUCAAUGCUGGAGGGAAACAUUCUGUUGUGCUAUUUGCAGUGCAGAUGUCUGUGUAACAGCAUAAAUGGUUAAUCACUUUAUGGGUUAAGAUUUUCUUUUCUUGCCGUGUUAUCAAACAACUACUGUGAGAGUGACAUUUCAGUUGACGAUUCAGCAUCUUGUUCCCAUGGUGAUAACACUAAUUUAAUAUAUCUACGAGGGCAUGUCUUAGUUAAAAAAAAAUGGCAAAAAAAAAAAUUGACACUAACAAUACAUAGCUGCAAUGUGUACAAUGGCUGAUUUAAUUAAAUAAAGUGUUAAAUGUA